CCAGAAACCAUGGUUCAUUUUACAGCUGAGGAAAAGGCUGUUGUCACAAGCCUAUGGAACAAGGUGAAUGUGGAAGAAGCUGGAGGAGAAGCCCUGGGAAGACUCCUAGUUGUCUAUCCCUGGACCCAGAGGUUCUUUGACAACUUUGGCAACCUGUCCUCUGCCUCUGCCAUCAUGGGCAAUCCCAAGGUCAAGGCCCAUGGCAAGAAGGUGCUGACCUCCUUUGGAGAAGCUAUAAAAAACAUGGAUGAUCUCAAGGGUGCCUUUGCUAAGCUGAGUGAGUUGCACUGUGACAGACUGCACGUGGAUCCUGAGAACUUCAAGCUCCUGGGAAAUGUACUGGUUAUUGUCUUGGCAAACCAUUUUGGCAAGGAAUUCACCCCCCUGGUGCAGGCUGCCUGGCAGAAGGUGGUGGCUGGAGUGGCCACUGCCCUGGCAUACAAGUACCACUGA
Cynocephalus volans (Philippine flying lemur) is the source of this 453-nucleotide messenger RNA. Its product is annotated as hemoglobin subunit gamma. Bases 10 to 453 code for a protein of 147 amino acids. The record is from RefSeq and is a predicted model, not a curated record. Lineage: Eukaryota; Metazoa; Chordata; Mammalia; Dermoptera; Cynocephalidae. Gene Ontology annotation, biological process: hydrogen peroxide catabolic process; oxygen transport. The transcript has 3 exons. Gene Ontology annotation, cellular component: blood microparticle; hemoglobin complex; haptoglobin-hemoglobin complex. Gene Ontology annotation, molecular function: hemoglobin alpha binding; oxygen binding; haptoglobin binding.